GAUUAAUUUUAGCUGGUAAUUUUUAUACUUAUAGAAAGAAUCACACACUGCUUAUCCUUUGUGUCUGGCUUCUCUACCUGGCUGCAAGGCACCAUGAUUGCUUCAUUCUCUUUGUUUUCCAGUGUUCCGUGGUAUGAAUAGAUCCAUCAUCCACGUGUGCCUCAGAUAGCCUUUGGCCAAAAAUAAAAGUUUGGGAAUGUGUACCUCAGUGGUACAGCACUUGCCUUGCAUGUGUGAUGCCCUGGAUUCAACUGCUAUUACUGCAAAAAUAACUUUUUAAGAAGUAAAUAACAGAUUAAACACCAUUAGAUCUAGACUUGAAUUCUCCUAGAGAAGAGGGAUGAUUCUGUGAAUAACCCAGGCCUCUAGGCCAAUAAUUCACCUUGAGUAACAGCUUAAUACACUCCUCAGGAUCUGAAGAGGUCUAGAGUGUGCCAGGCAAUCCUGUCACUCCAGACCAUUUUUGGGCCACUGACUGUGUGUACGGUAUUGUGCAUGAAGAUGCAGCUCCUGGGCUCAUGCCGACCUCUCCUAGGGGUGGAAGCAACCAGAGAACGUCUUCCAGACCCAUGGGAGGUGCAGGGGUCUCUUCCACGCAGGAGCAGCCAGGACCUGGUCCUUUCCCAGCCCCUGGAGCAGAAAGGUGGAUACUUCCCCUCAAGCGACAUGCAAGUGGGUGUUAUCUUCCCCAGGAUUCUCAAGCCGCCCCAGCCCUGGCAGUGUGGGCCUUUAUCUGGGCUCUGUUUCCUCCCUGAGAACACCAGGUCUUGGAGCAAGAGAAUGCGACGAAUGCGACGAGCUCUCCCCAUGGCCGUCUUGUUCAGCUUCCUUCUGUUUCUGUGUGGCCACUGCCGGGCUGCUGUAGACAACAUCCAAGCCAUCUACGUGGCCUUAGGGGAAGCCAUGGAGCUGCCGUGUCCCUUACCACACAUCCUACAUGGGGACGAAUUCCUGUCUUGGUUCCACAGCUCUGCAGCGGGCACCUCCACUACCCGAGUCCAAGUAACCAACAUCCCACACUUUGGGCAAACCAGAAGGGAAUCCAGACUCAAACUCCUGGGAAACUAUUCUUUGUGGCUGCAAGAGUCCAAGGAUGGAGACGCCGGCCGGUACUGGUGCACGGUGCAGGGUCAGCACGUCGAGUACCAGAACUGGAGGGUGUACGAUGUCUCUGUGUUCAAAGGAUCCCAGUUCUCCGCAAGAGCUCUGGAUGGGUCUUCCUGCUCUGUCCUCCUGUGCUCCGUGGUCCCUGCCACGCGUCUGGACUCUGUGGCCUGGCUGGAGGGGAAGGGGCCUGUGAGAGGGCACGCUCAGCCCUUCUGGAGUGAUGGGGCCGCGCUGCUCUUGGUCUGUCCUGGGGAGGGGCACCCUGAGCCCAGAGGCCGUAGACCACGAGUCAUCCGCUGCCUCUUGCCUCAAGACAAAAGCCUCAGCUUCAGCCUGCCAGCCCCCACAGAUCCACCUCCCACCCUCUGUGCCCCUCCUGCCCGCUGGGAUGUGCCCCGGAUCCUGAUGCUGCUGCUCACGGUGGGCCAGGGAUUCACCAUCCUGACCCUCAGCAUCGUGCUCUGGAGGCGGAGGGCCCAGGGGGGCCAGGGCCCAGACACCUCAGUCCCUCCAUUCAAACCCGAAAUCCAGGUCUAUGAGAACAUCCACUUGGCCUGCCUCUGCCCACCUGCCCACAAGACCAGAUGAUCUUGGCGACAUCUGCUGCUGGGAAGUGUGACCUGCUGGUUCCCGGCCAUCUGGCACAUAGAGGACUCAGGAGGGGAGGGGCUUUCUGUCCAGCUGGCCUUGCCAGCCACCAAGCUGUAUGGGGGAUGGGAGGGGAGCUAAAGGAAAGGAGUUGCAUUGUUCCAUGUUGUCACAAAAAAGUGUGGUCUCCUGUCUUGAAGUGGCCAGUGGAGGGCUGAGCAUGAAGAACUGUGAAAUUGAGGGGAACCUGGGCUAGUUGUUGGAGUAAGAAAGGAUGGGGUGGGCAGCAAAGAGACAAAUAAA
This is a messenger RNA of Cavia porcellus (domestic guinea pig), 1998 nucleotides long. It is a transcript of the gene Ly6g6f, whose product is annotated as lymphocyte antigen 6 family member G6F. The record is from RefSeq and is a predicted model, not a curated record. NCBI's taxonomy places the organism in Eukaryota, Metazoa, Chordata, Mammalia, Rodentia, Caviidae. The transcript has 6 exons. Bases 496 to 1695 code for a protein of 399 amino acids.